AUGCGCAUCCUCUUCGAUCGCCGUCGAGGCCGGCGCGGUAUCGCUGUCCUGCCGGCCGUUGCCGGCGCCCUCGCUGUUCUCCUGCCCCCCGCAGUCCUGGCGGCUCAGGACAGCUGCGUCAACUAUGCUCAGGUUUCUGGAGACUCUUGUGUGUGCCCCGCGGGGUUUACAGAAACAGGCUCGAACGCAUGCGACCUCCCCCAGUGUGGCGGUAGCCUGUACACGCCUGGGACUGUGGCGACGGGAACGUUUGGCAACGUCACAAACUGCGCGUGCUCGGACGGCUGGACGGGACCGUCAUGUACAGUGUGCAAGUCGUCGGACGCAUGCUCGGUCUCGAUCCAAAACUACCUCAACUCGUCGACCGCGCUGGCCAACAGCGCCCUCAACACCAGCAUGAUGUGCUCGAGCGUCCCGACAGUGUACGCGGCAAGCCACAUGUCUUGUGCUGUCAACGUGCCCCUCCUCCAAACCCUGUUCCCGGGCACGUCGACAUUGACCAUCUCGCGCUUCCUGAAUGCGUCCCGUACACCCGGCGGCACCACGGCCCUGCAGCAAGCCGGCAUCGCUGGCGGUGACAAUGUCAUCUGGGCCCAACUCUGGUACGAGGAUGUCGAGCAGUUUUACUGCACGGCGUCGUCGUGUGUCCAGACCGUCUCCUCGACCGGGUCCGGAACGACCAACUCGUCAGACUGGAACUGCCCCACUCUCAACUGUACUUGCCGGCCUGGAACCAGCUUUUGUGGCGGGGGUGCAUCCACCACGCAAAACCUCACCGUCGCCAUUGACCCUCUCACGGGCCCGCUCACCGUCUCGUGCAACCCUGACGGAACGUGUUAUUUCAAGCAGACGUUCUUGAACAACAUGUUUGGCAGCGGCGGCCUCGCGUUAGACUCGUGCGUCUUUGGCGAGUGCGUUCAGCAAUAUGUCGUCGACCAAGCUCUGGGCAUUUCAACAGCAGCCAGUUCGGGCAACCAACUCUCUGGCGGCGUUAUCGCUGGUCUAGCGGUCGUGGGCGCCAUCAUUCUCGGUAUCGUCCUGCUCGGCAUCUGGGGCGUGAUCGUCCGCAACAAGGCACGCAAGGUUCCCGACCAGUCGCUCGAGAAGAAGCAACACGGCGGCGUCGGCCUAGCGUGGACUGGUGUCGGGUACGAAGUGCAGCCGCACGGUCGGGGACUGUAUGGUAACACUAUCCGGUGGCUGCGUGGCUGGGGAUCGCCCGACAAGCGCAUCAAGAAGGAGGAGCAGUCCGAGGAAGAAGGCUCUGGCGUCGGUCCGAACGGCGGCAAGGUCGUGCUUCGUUCCGUGUACGGCGAGCUCCCCGCUGGCGGGUUCUGCUGCGUCCUCGGCCCCUCGGGUGCGGGCAAGUCGACGCUAGUGGACAUUCUCGCCGGCAAGCGCAAGACAGGCGAGGUAGAGGGCAAGGUCGUCUAUCUGUCUGACCUCAAGGACGAUCACCGCGUCAAGAUUGGUUAUGUGGACCAGAGCGAUGUCCUGUCGCCCACGUCUACCGUUCUUGAGACUCUACAGUUUGCAGCGUACCUUCGCUUGCCCGAAAACGUGUCAAAGGCCGUCAAGGACGAGCGUGCGCGCGAGGUCAUGGCCCAGCUUGGCCUGUCCGACAUUGCCGAGACACGCAUUGGAUCCGGCGAGCACCGCGGUGUCUCUGGUGGCGAGAUGCGCCGUGUGUCCAUCGGCAUCGAGCUCGUCGCCGCUCCUGACAUUUUGAUUCUGGACGAGCCCACUUCGGGUCUCGACUCGGUCUCGGCGGCCCGCAUCGUUCGCCUGCUCAAGUCACUCACCCAGGACCCAGCGUGCCGCACCACGAUUGUCGCGUCCAUCCACCAACCGUCGUCGGCCCUGUACCACUCGUUCGACCAGGUGUGUCUCCUUGCCAACGGAACCCAGCUCUACUUUGGCCCAGGCGGUAACACCCCGGCCGAGUUUUUUGCCGCUCAAGGUCGCCCCUGUCCUCCGGGCUACAACAUCGCUGAUCAUCUUUUGGAAGUGGCCGCUGAGCGUCCGGCAGGCUUGCACUCUGGCCAGGCGUCUGUGGUCCCCACCAACAGCCGGCCAUCGCCCGAGGCAUCUGGAGCCGCGUCCAAGAUGCAGUCCGAGGAAUCGGUACACCGCGGCUUGACCGAGAAGAGCAGCCACGAGGAAAGCCACACGCAUCACCGCACCCACAGUUUGAGGCGGACGCUGUCGACUGGAAGGGAGGUGGACCUCGCCUUUAUUGCUUCAGAGAACAAGAAGGAGUCGCGCAGCUGGAUACCCAAGAGCCACUGCGCCACGACGCUUCUGACCCAGAUCCAGGUCUUGGGCGGCCGUGAAUGGCGCAACCUCAAGCGCGACAAGACGCUCCUCAUCGCCCACCUUGUCGUCGCGUGCGUUCUCGGCUGCUUCGCUGGCGGCCUGUACUUCAACAUCAACCUCACCAUUGCCGGCUUCCAGAAUCUCGUCGGCUCCAUGUUCUUCCUCGGUGCCCUGAUCUUGUUCACCUCGUUCAGCGCGCUCAAUAACGUCCAGGACAUCCGACCACUGUACCUCCGCGAGCACGAUGCCGGUUUCUACUCGCCCACUGCCUGGCUCAUUGCGCGUUUCCUCUACGACCUCCUGCCCCUCCGUCUCAUCCCGUCCAUCAUCGUCAGCACAAUCGUCUACUUUAUGGUCGGCCUCAACCGCGAGCCCGCGCUGUUCUUCAAGUUCCUGCUCGUCAUUCUCGAGUUUACAGUCGUGGCAACCCUGUACAACUUCCUCCUCGGUGUCGUGUUUGCGCACAUGGGCGUCGCCAUGCUCACUAGCGCACUGUUCGUCAUGGCCAACUUGGUCUAUGCUGGCUUCUUCAUCAACCUCAUGCAGAUCCCGCCGGUUCUGCGCUGGGUCCACUACAUCAUGCCCCUGCCGUAUACGCUGGAGGCGCUCACAGUCAACGCGGUUGGCGCAGGCCUGCAGAUCAUCGACGUUUUGAACGGCGUCUCCAUCCAGAUUGGCGCCGUCGUCAUCAUGAACACAUUGUUCGGCUUCGAGGCUAAGAACUACUUUAGAAACGUCCUCAUUCUCGCCGGCUUUAUCAUCGGUAUCGCCAUCCUCCUGAUGGUCAGCACCGUCUCCUUUUUGCGGCAGAGGAGGUGA
Molecule: messenger RNA, 3135 nt
Organism: Apiotrichum porosum
Lineage: Eukaryota; Fungi; Basidiomycota; Tremellomycetes; Trichosporonales; Trichosporonaceae
Exons: 4
Coding region: 1-3135 (1044 amino acids)
Cellular component (GO): membrane
Molecular function (GO): ATP hydrolysis activity; ABC-type transporter activity; ATP binding
Source: RefSeq, a predicted model, not a curated record